GCAAGGAUGUCUGGUGACGAUUCAACUGACCGAAAUGUUGAAAUAUGGAAGAUCAAGAAACUAAUCAAAAGUCUGGAGGCCGCUAGAGGUAACGGAACCAGUAUGAUCUCUCUCAUUAUCCCACCUAAAGAUCAAAUAGCUAGAGUUAGCAAACUGCUAGCAGAAGAGUACGGAACGGCGGCUAACAUUAAGUCACGUGUAAACAGGCUUUCCGUUUUGGGAGCUAUAACUUCUGUACAACACAGAAUAAAGCUCUACAACAGAGUGCCUCCAAAGGGAUUGGUAGUGUACUGUGGUACCAUCAUCACAGACGAAGGAAAAGAAAAAAAGGUUAACAUUGACUUCGAGCCCUUUAAACCGAUCAAUACAUCUCUGUACUUGUGUGAUAACAAGUUCCACACGGAGGCCCUGGACGCUCUCCUAGCCGAUGAUAACAGAUUUGGGUUCAUAGUUAUGGACGGUAACGGUUGUUUGUUUGGUACACUCUGUGGUAAUACCAGGAAUGUUCUCCAGAAGUUCACAGUUGACUUGCCUAAGAAACACGGAAGAGGUGGUCAGUCCGCUCUCCGUUUCGCUCGACUCCGUAUGGAAAAAAGGCACAACUACGUCAGAAAAGUGGCCGAAACUGCCGUGGGUCUGUUCAUAGCAAACGACAAGCCCAACGUAACUGGACUAAUUUUGGCGGGAUCAGCAGAUUUUAAGAGCGAGCUGAGCGGUUCGGACAUGUUCGACCCUCGGUUACAAACCAAGGUAUUGAAACUAGUGGACGUCUCGUACGGUGGAGAGAAUGGCUUCAAUCAGGCUAUAGAACUAUCGCAGGAGUGUCUAGCUAAUGUAAAGUUCAUUCAGGAGAAAAAACUUAUCGGCAGAUAUUUUGACGAGAUCUCACAAGAUACGGGAAAGUACUGCUUCGGAGUAGAAGACACCAUGAAGGCCCUCGAUAUGGGAGCUGUAGAAACUCUGAUAGUGUGGGAAAAUCUGGAUGUUAUGCGGAUAACUUUGAAGAACCACCAAACGGAAGAAGAACGUGUUAUACACAUUCGACCUGACGAUGAACAGGACAAAACACUCUUUAUGGACGCUGGCGUAGAGCUAGAGGUGUUGGAGAAGAUGGCAUUGAUAGAGUGGUUUGCAAACAACUACAAAACCUUCGGUGCAACGCUGGAGAUCAUCACAGACAAAUCACAAGAAGGCUCCCAGUUCUGUAAGGGAUUUGGUGGAGUUGGGGGUAUUCUCCGGUACAAGGUCGACUUCCAGUCCUUUGAAGUGUUUGAUAGCCACUACGACAAGGAUGAUUUGGACGAUUUUGACUUCUGACAUGUGGACGGCCUUAAACCGGGCCUAAUAACCAUGAUACAGAUACAGACAACGCGCCAUUGCUGAUCGCCAUGGGUAUCAGGCCGACUUCAGUCAGGAGAAAAAGACUCGAAGUGAAGAACAUUGCUUAAUUUGAUUUUAUAAUUCUCAAAAUAAAA
Molecule: messenger RNA, 1475 nt
Organism: Bolinopsis microptera
Lineage: Eukaryota; Metazoa; Ctenophora; Tentaculata; Lobata; Bolinopsidae
Product: eukaryotic peptide chain release factor subunit 1-like
Exons: 12
Coding region: 7-1317 (436 amino acids)
Biological process (GO): cytoplasmic translational termination
Cellular component (GO): translation release factor complex; cytosol
Molecular function (GO): sequence-specific mRNA binding; translation release factor activity, codon specific
Source: RefSeq, a predicted model, not a curated record